Messenger RNA from Aspergillus aculeatus ATCC 16872, 579 nucleotides. RefSeq lists its product as uncharacterized. NCBI's taxonomy places the organism in Eukaryota, Fungi, Ascomycota, Eurotiomycetes, Eurotiales, Aspergillaceae. The record is from RefSeq and is a predicted model, not a curated record. Bases 1 to 579 code for a protein of 192 amino acids. The transcript has a single exon.
AUGGCCAAUGCAAACAGGCCCGGUGGAGGAUGGCUCAACGGGGCCCUUGCCCAAGAAGAGGCACUCUGCUACCGGAGCAGCUUAAGCUCAACACUUAAAUAUCGCUACUACCCCCUGCGAUUCCUCGGCGCUGUUUAUUCACCAUCCGUCCUCGUCUUCCGAGAGAGCAUUGACAAAGGCCAUGAGCUGAUGGACUUGGAAAAGCCCGACCUUUUCCCGGUGGUGAGCGUGAUUAGCGUGGCUGCUAUUCAAGACCCAGAACUAGACCACCAAUACGACCCGCCGAGGUACAAGAGCCUGCGCGAUCGCGAGGGAAUGAAGUUGAAAAUGAGAUUAAUUCUUCGAAUCGCCGCGUAUAAAAAACACCGCAGGCUUGUGCUAGGGGCUCUGGGUUGUGGAGCCUUUGGAAACCCGAACGCCGAGGUUGCUGAUUGCUGGGCCGAAGUUUUGCGGGAGAAAGAGUUUCAAGGCUGGUGGGAUAAGAUCGUAUUCGCAAUCCUAGACGAUGCAAAGACAAUUGCGCAGGGGAACGGGAAUUUCGAUGUCUUCAGAGACAAGCUUCAUGGACUGACGAUAUAA